Messenger RNA from Gadus morhua (Atlantic cod), 1934 nucleotides. Its product is annotated as 3-hydroxyanthranilate 3,4-dioxygenase. Gene Ontology annotation, molecular function: 3-hydroxyanthranilate 3,4-dioxygenase activity; iron ion binding. NCBI's taxonomy places the organism in Eukaryota, Metazoa, Chordata, Actinopteri, Gadiformes, Gadidae. Gene Ontology annotation, cellular component: cytoplasm. Gene Ontology annotation, biological process: quinolinate metabolic process; 'de novo' NAD+ biosynthetic process from L-tryptophan. The transcript is spliced from 10 exons. Bases 72 to 1025 code for a protein of 317 amino acids. The record is from RefSeq and is a predicted model, not a curated record.
GUUGGGGGAAGCCACACAAGAGGACUAUAAAGCACUUAUUUGUAAACCAAAUCAGUUGUUGCUGUUACUUCAUGCAAGUGGUAAUGAAGCCUUUAUCUUUCAAACCUAGUCCUUUUCUAGCUUUUGUAUUUUGUUGCAAUGCGUUGUUGUGGGUCACAAUCAUGUCGGAGGGUCCUCUGUUUGUCAACGUGAACAAAUGGAUCUUGGAGAAUGAGAAUGAGUUUCUCCCACCAGUAUGCAACAAACUAAUGCACGAACAGCAGCUGAAAGUCAUGUUCGUUGGAGGACCCAACACAAGAAAAGACUAUCACAUCGAGGAAGGAGAAGAGUUCUUCUACCAGCUGAAAGGAGAUAUGUGUCUGAAGGUAGUUGAAAAUGGAAAACACAAGGAUGUGCACAUCAAAGAAGGAGAGAUGUUCCUGCUGCCGGCCCGCAUCCCCCAUUCUCCCCAGAGAGAAGCCAACACUGUAGGACUGGUGGUGGAGAGGAUGCGGCUACCCACUGAGACGGACUGCCUGAGGUACUAUGUUGACAAUUCCACAGACAUUCUGUUUGAGAGGUGGUUCUUCUGUCAGAACCUAGGAACGCAACUGGUGCCUAUCAUAAAGGAGUUCUUUGCCUCGAAUCAGCAAAUAACAGGAAAACCCGAUCCAAACGAAAUCUUCCGGCAGCCUCCGUUCCCCAUGAACACCAUGAACGUGAUGUCCCCAUUCUGCUUCAAGGACUGGCUUGAUAAACAGAGGGGCCCCCUGGCCGCCAGGGGCCACAUAGACAUGUUCGGAGCGCAGUUCGAGACUGAGGUGAUUCUGUAUGGAGCCGGGCAGACAGAACUGUGUACGGAACAAAAUGAUGCUUGGAUUUGGCAGCAGGAGGGCUCGUCAACAGUAACUAUAGACGAUCAGGAAUUUUCUCUUUUUUCUGGAGACAGUUUACUUAUUCUGGCGCAGAGCCAGUAUCAAUGGCUGAGGGAAAAUGGUACUGUGGCCUUGUUCGUGGUUCAGAACCCAGAGAGGAAAAUACAUUGAUCAGAUGCUCUUCUUUCACAAACACACACUCAAGAACACAUAUCCAAGUCUAUACGUUAUGGUCCAAUCAUUUCACUGCUUGACUUUUAGGAUGGAUUCCAGUGCCUUGAACUGCGGUAUAUUCUGCCUUAACUAUUCAACUUCUGUACCCAGUUGAAGAGCAAACUCUAUGAAGCAUUAUUAAAAGUUAAUUAUACACUUCUUUAGAAGUGUUAGUACUCCAAGAGGAAUUGCAAUUGAUUUGUAUUACUUAAUUUGUAGCCUUCCAACUUUGUUCUCAUUGUCAUUAUAUAAAGGGUUAGUUAUAAUUAGGUUCGGUAUAAUCAAAUUGGUUACAACAGAAAAGACACCUACUUCCCUUUCUAGUAGAGGUCCCUCUAUUUUAUUUUCAUCACAUCCACUUAAGUUUGUAUAUAAAGUUUUAAUCUUGAAAUAUAGCUGUGAGCAGCAAUGUGGGUGUCAAGCAUAAUGGGACUCGAUAAACUAAUUCUGCCGGGCAGACGUAAUCGGCUAGGCGGCUACAUGACGACCGUAUAGGUAAUCGGUAACGUCGACCGCUGGUGGAAUGAACUACAUUCAACGAAUUGAACAUGAAUAUUUAAAUACUGGAGUCUUUGUUUAUUGUUUAUUGUUUAUUGUUUAUUAUGGAUCCCCAUUAGUUGUCGCAGAAGCGGCAGACUAGUCUUCCUGGGGUCCAAUUAAAAUCUGAACAUACAAACAAUUAAUCAUCACUCAAAUACAGUAAAAGUAGUGACAAAACUACAAAUACAUAGUCAAACAAACAAAUAAAUGGGCAUCUGGGCGCCUCAGAGCGCAAACACCUUCAUCAAAAUAUAAUUCAUUGAGCGCCAAGCCAAGUCAGAGUCCGGAGUUCAUAUUUAACAUAAAUAAAAAUAGGAUUUAAUUUGC